Eurytemora carolleeae is the source of this 2243-nucleotide messenger RNA. RefSeq names its product EH domain-containing protein 1-like. Gene Ontology annotation, biological process: endocytosis; endosomal transport. The record is from RefSeq and is a predicted model, not a curated record. Gene Ontology annotation, molecular function: calcium ion binding; protein binding; GTP binding. Bases 300 to 2243 code for a protein of 647 amino acids. Gene Ontology annotation, cellular component: plasma membrane; cytoplasm. The transcript has 9 exons. NCBI's taxonomy places the organism in Eukaryota, Metazoa, Arthropoda, Copepoda, Calanoida, Temoridae.
GUCGAACAGGCAAGGUUUGAAAGCUAGGCUUGUACCUGGGACCUGCUAGUCCCAGCUAGUAUUCAGGUAGACACACGCGCCGGUCAAACUCUAAAGUUGCUCAUCCACACGGACAGUUUCACAGUUUUGUGUUCAACCAAAAAUUUGCGUGGGUCCGCCCUGCAGUUGGAUUGGGAGCAGAGUCGGAGAAACAUGUUUAUAGGAAGGGUUAGUAAUCCUAGAUCAUAGCCUAUACUGGAGUAGGACGUAUAGUGCUCUCCCGGUCUAUAUUCUAACCCGGAGAAAGGGUGAUAAUCAACAUGUCGUUCUUUAAACGGAAAAAGGACACUGAACCCCAGUUCUAUGCUACAGUGGCAGACGGAUUAAAGAAAAUAUAUCGUGGUAAGCUUCUCCCGUUAGAGGAAGCCUACGAUUUCCACGAUUUUGUAUCUCCUGCUCUCAAUGACCCGGAUUUUGAUGGGAAACCCAUGGUUCUACUUGUCGGACAGUAUUCAACCGGAAAGACGACAUUUAUCCGGUAUCUAUUGGAGCGGGAUUACCCUGGGAUAAGGAUUGGACCUGAACCCACCACAGACUCCUUCACGGCAGUUAUGUACGGAGAAAAUGAGCAAGUUAUCCCCGGGAACGCCCUUGCGGUGGAUAAAAGUAAACAGUUCCGCCCUCUCACCAAGUUCGGUGGGUCGUUCCUCAAUCGGUUCCAGUGUUCUAUUCUCAAGAGCCCGGUGUUAAAGUGUGUCACCAUGAUCGACACUCCCGGUAUCCUCUCCGGCGAAAAGCAGAGAACCGACCGCGGAUAUGAUUUCGUCGGAGUGCUCCAAUGGUUUGCAGAGAGGGUUGAUAGAAUCAUUCUGCUCUUUGAUGCAAACAAGCUCGAUAUCUCUGACGAGUUCAGGAGGUCAAUCGAGGCCAUCCAUGGAUACGAAGACAAGGUGAGGAUCGUCCUAAACAAGGCGGACCAGGUGGACCACCAGGAGCUGAUGCGUGUCUACGGGGCCCUCAUGUGGUCUAUCUCCAAGGUGAUCCAUGUCCCAGAGUGUCCCAAGGUUUUUGUCGGUUCAUUCUGGGACCAACAGCUAAAGCAUGACCUCUACCGGAGGCUGUUUGAAAAGGAACUUCAGAGUUUAUUCGACGACCUCCAGGAUCUUCCCAGAUAUGCGGCCAUGAGGAAAUUAAACGACUUUAUCAAGCGCGCCAGGAUGGCGAAGGUUCACGCUUACAUCAUCAGCUCCCUGAAGGAGGACAUGCCAAAGAUGUUCGGUAAGGGAAGGAAGAAGAAGGAGUUGAUCAAGUCCUUGCCAACCUUGAUGAAGAAGAUCCAGGAGGAACACAUGCUCGCCAGCUCGGAUCUACCGGAAACUACAGGAAUGCAAGACAAACUUGCUCAGGCGGAUUUUGCCAAGUUUCCAACUUUAAAAGAGAAAUUAAUUGCACAGGUUAAUCACAUGCUGGACAAAGACAUCUCAGAGCUGAUGGGGAUUGUUCCCAACGAUUUUGCCGAGCCUGUGAUCCGAGGAGGAGCCUUUGAUGACGUCAAGGAUGUAAAUUCUCCUUUUGGAUUCCAAAAAUGUGAAGGAAUUGAUCUUGGUUACGGAGAACCAGAAUGGAUUGUAACAAAGGAAAGAUCAAAAUGGGAUUCUAUCUUCAGCCAGCUUGGACCAAUUAAGGGGAAAAUAACCGGUUCUGUUGCUAAGAAAGAAAUGGUGAAAUCUCGUCUUCCUAACCCAGUUUUAGCCAAGGUGUGGAGAUUAGCAGAUGUGGACGGGGACGGAUUGUUGGACGCCGACGAAUUUGCUCUUUCCAUGCAUCUCAUUAAUAUUAAAUGGAAGAGAAAUAAAUCUAAUGGAGAACGGAUAACCUUGAACUUCCGUAGUUCCCAAGGUCCGAUACAGGUGGAGAACAGGCGCUCCGAUACCAUCAGAGACGACUCCGCUAAACUUCCAAAUCUCCCUAAAUCUGAACCCUCUCAGCGAAAACAAAAAUCCAAAAUCACCCAGGAAAACAAUUCCCAUAAAUCAUCGAAAUCCGGGAAGAAAAAAGAAAAACCCGGAAGUAAUUCCAAUGGGAAUAGUUCUAAGUAUUCCCAUCUUCCAGUUUAUGACAAGGAGGAAGAACGAAUAAAAGCAAAGGAGCGGGAACAGAAAAUCUCUGAAAUAUUCUCCGCUGAACUCGGCUCACAAACCGGAACAUUUAAACCUUUAAUCACGAGUUUUCAACUCAAAAUACAUUCUUUAUCAUUUCUAUAA